CAUAGAAACCCAGGUAGCCAAGCGAGCCUGGCUCUUAGGGACUCGCCCGGCUGGGUUAUUCCCCGGGCCGUCCGAACGCCGAAGGAAAAGCAGCCCAGUCUUCGGGCGCAAUCAAUCCGCGGGAGCAUGAGAAGCGCUGGCAGUUCCCGUGCGGGCUCUGCCUGCUCCAGGCUCAUCGACGUGACCAGCAACGCACCGUUGCUGCGCUCGCCCUCCAGCGUCCCAGGCUCAGCCUCUUCCGAAGCGGAGCAGAGAACUCAUAAUUAUUUGCUACUGGAUGUUCCUGACUCUCGAGAACAGCUAGUCCAUUAUCGGAAUGCAGCAGAAACAGCCAGCAGUGAGCUUGCCGCGCUCCUAGUGAAGUACGAAUGCGCUCAAGCAGAGAUUCUAGAUCUUAAAUCCAGAAUAGCCUCACAGGAAGUAUCCAUACAAGAAUUCAAAGCUGAAGUUGGGGGCUAUAAGGAGAACGAUGCUCGUCAGUCUUCUCUCCUUUUUUCCAUGCAACACAAAUUCCAAGAACUUGAGAAGGAAUCAGGCACAGUUGCCAUUGCCAAACACCAAGCAGAGCUAAAAUCACAAGCUAUUCUCCAGGAGAACUUGGAGCUAAAGGAGAAAAUCUACGAACAAGAAGAGCAGAUCAGAAAAUAUAUGAAUAAAUCUGAAGAAAGCAAAUCCUAUGCAUCUAAGGUCAGCAGAGAACAACAUGAAUUCAUUGCACAACUCUGUCAUCUUCUGGAACUCGGCGUAGGAGGAAACGAAGAGUCACCAGAAUAUCUGCUCUCCAAGAUCCGUGGACUGCGUAAAGAAAACGACACGCUAAAAGAACAAAUAGAUACCUUCAGGGAGACCGUCACAAUUCAUGAGAUGGAACUGAAAGCUAACAGAGAAACCAUCAUGAGGCUGGUGUCAGAAGUGAACAAAGAGCAAAAAAAAGCAGCAGCUUACUCUCAAGACAUAGAAAAGCUAAGUGAUGACCUAAGCAACAUUGCAGGAGCAAAGCAGAAUCUUGAGGAGGAGAUCAGAAGCCUACAAGACAGAUUGGCAGCCAGCCAGCGGGCUUGGGAAGAAUUGGGCCAACUAAAGCUCCAUUGCAAUGAAAAAGAAACAGAAUUGAGAACUAAUCUAGAGCAAGCCAGAGAAGAAAAAAGGCUGCACAAUGAAUUCAAAGAUCAGAUAGUGGCUUUACUGGGGAGUAACCCCAUGGUGACGACUCCAUCCAAGGAAGACAUUGUGGAAAAAAUCCGAGAGUUGUGCCACAAAGAGGAGAACAAAAAAAGAAUAGUAUCCCAACUUGAAGCCCAAAUCAGCAAACUUAUCGAGACUCUGGAGGCUCAGAAAAUGUUGCAUCAGGAGGCCUUGCAAAGAGCCAAAAAAUCAGAAAACAAAUCAGAAAUGCUUCAUGAUCAGUUGAAGCGUCUAGAAGGAGAGUUGGUGUCUGGAGAUGUGAUGCGAGAUGCUUGGAAACUUGAGAAGCAACAAUAUCUUAAGUUUCUGGAUCAGCUCUCUGAAAAGAUGGACCUGGACAGAAUAGCAAUAGAGAUUGGAUUUGACAUGAGGUUGGAUGCAGUGCUGGCUCGUGCAGAGCAGUUGAUCAAGUUGGAACGAGACACAUUGACUGAUAAUAAGAUCAUGGUCCGAAACCUGCAGAGAAAGGUAAAAGCUCAGAAAGAGCAACUUGAGAACAAAGAACUUCAUGUGAAGCUUUUGCGUCAGAAGAUCGUCCAGCUGGAAGAAGAGAAGCAAGUGCGCACAGCCCUGGCAGUAGAAAGGGAUGAGGCCAACCUCACACUCAGAAAGUUACAAAAGAAAAUAGACAGAUUGCAGAACGAACUUUCUUUGGCGAGAGAAACACACACAGAUCUGAAAGUUAAACUUGCUGACACGAAUGAACUGAAGCUCAAAGCACUGGAGCAAGACAAAACCAUAGAAGAACUCAGCAAAUCUCAAGAGAAACUGGAAAAGAUGAAGACUAAAGCCGAGAAGCAAUUAACCUCGGUCCAGUCUGAGCUACAUGUUAGAGAACGUGAAUCAAAGGAAGAUAAAGAAAAGGCUAAACACUUGUUGGAAUCUGUGACUGCAGAAGCAACAGCACUUAAAUCGACUCUUGAAGAAGUCAUGAAAAGAGAGAAACAGCUGGCAGAUUUCCGAAGAGUCAUCUCUCUCAUGCUGGGUCUCAAUAUCACCACCGUGGCUCUUCCUGACUAUGAAAUAGUGACUCGUCUCGAGGGGUUGAUCCAUUCUCAUCAGCAUCAUUGCUCUCCUUGUGCCUGCUUCAAGUGUCAGUGAAAGAAGAUGGACUUUCAUAGCUUCUCCACUGAGUGCCUCCUUUCUUGCUACAAAUAAUAAUUAUAACAGCGGAAGUUUGAUUGGAUGUUCCAAAAGUUAACAUUUUGUUGGAGUUAAACUAUUGCAUAAUCCAAGGAAAAAGAACAUUAAGAAGUACCAAUGAAGUAUCUUAAUAAAUAAUAUAUGUAUAAUUGGGUGACCAGCCUAUGGUCUCAGCAUCAAAAAUGAAACAAAAUUCUCAUAAUCAUCAAAGUGGAAUCUCACAGAGGCCUGAUAUUGAGCAGCUUCUCUCUCUCUUUUCCUCUCACAGGAGAAAAAUCUCCUGUGAACACAUCUUUCCAGAUGCAACAGAUCCUCUUAGGAUAUAAGUUUACAGCAUGUGUCAGUGCAUUUGCUUUGUAAAACAAGAGAUAAGAUUAUUUCACAAGUAAUCAAGAAGUUACAAAACAGAUGUUCCUAUGUCUGAAGCUUUUUCGUGUAUAUAAUAUGCAUGUUUUGAGUCUCUGACAUGUAUAGGAAGUUCCCAAGGAUAUCAGUCCAUUUUUUUAUAUGUUUAUAAUAGUGGUUUAAAUAUUACAAGAGUUCUUUAAAAUUGCACCCAAUUUUAACACAUCAAAGAAUUAGUAAAAUCUGAAGAAGAGCAUUAGGCUAUAUUAACAUUCCAUACGGAAAUUAUACUACUUGAAAGAAAUAUCACAUUGGCACAAAUUAAGCAGAUAAGAUUAACAGGGAGCUAAAAUUUAAAUAGCAACUGAUUUAAAGUUUAAAACAUCCAUUUUGGCUUCAGUCCCAUAAUCCACAAAUAGUUUCCCUGGGGUCCUUAGAUUUCUUGAAUCUCAGCUUCUAAAAGCAAAGAAAUGUUCAUUUUAAAAGAGAAACAUCAUACCUCAAGUUUCAUAUGUGAAAUAAUAGCAAUAUCAGCGGUGAAAUGUAAAAUUUGUUACUACUGGUUCUGUGGGCGUGGCUUGGUGGUGGUGGGGUAAUGUGACUGGGUGGGCGUGGCCAACUUUUUUUUUUACUUUUAAAAGCAUUUUUUCUACAACCUCUGAAGAGGUUGUAAAAAAAAUGCUUUUAAAAGGAUCUGACGACCCCAGCUGAAUUGCCUGACCAUCAGAGGCUUUUUUUUAUGUUUAAAAGCAUUUUUUGGCUGAAGAAAAAAUGCUUUUAAAAGUAAAAAAAAAAAACCUCUGAUGAUUGCGUGGCUCAGCUGGGAAUGUGGGGGGAGAGAUUUUUGCUACCUGUUCUCCGAACCACCCGCUGCCAUCGCUACCAGAUUGGGCGAACCAGUCUGAACCAGGAGCAUUUCACUCCUGAGCAAUAUCCGUAUUCAGUAUUUCUCCAGUGUUUGGAUUUGCCAAGACGGACUAUGAAUAAGUAGUAUUCCUAGCCAUUCCAUGCUCUACCAUAACCCAGAAUUGGGGAGAAUUAUAUUAGUUUUUAAAUUAACAUUAUCUAUUUCUCUCUUUGUGGCAACAAAUUAAGACAAAGAAAAACCAACACAGGAAGGGAAAUGUUGAAACUUAAAUACAUAGAUACUUUGAAUUUCUAGUAAUUUUUUUUUUUUGGUUGUUUACAUUUAUACCCUUCUCCGAAGACUCAGGGCGGCUUACAAUGUAUAAGGCAAUAGUCUCAUUCUAUUUGUAUAUUUUUACAAAGUCAACUUAUUGCCCCCCCAACAAUCUGGGUCCUCAUUUUACCUACCUUAUAAAGGAUGGAAGGCUGAGUCAACCUUGGGCCGGGCUCGAACCUGCAGUAAUUGCAGGCUUUGUGUUCUUAAUAACAGGCUUUACCAGCCUGCGCUAUUCACCGGCCCUAAUUUAUCAAAUUAGCAAAGACUUAGUAAUAUUACAGGAUCAGAGAUUUAGAAGUGACCAUCCAUUCAUGACAGGAUAGUUCUCAUAACUCAGAAUCAGGCAGAGAUUUAGAAGAUUAAAGGUUCAAUACUUUGCUAAUUUCAGAAAUCUAGAGUCUACUAUACUGAACUAAAUCCCCCUCAGUAAUUUAAAAAAUGCUUUAAAAAGGUCUAUCUAGAUCAAGUCUCUGCUACUAUUUCCUUUGGUAGAAAAGCUGAAGCAAGAACAUUUGGAAAACAGUUGUCAUUUAUAAGAGUGCAUUUUUAAAAAUAAACCUAUAGAUUUUAAUGAGAAUAAAUCAUUACUGGACAGAAUUUUUUGGGGUCAUUUUGCAAAAUUUCUUUAAUUUACUUUGGACUCCUGCUCUUCUGGUUACAUGUAAAGAGUGAUUGAAUCAUAUAUCUUCAUUUUUUAAAAGAAUAUCUAAAUAUCUGUUUAAAGUUUCACGUGUCUGACAUACUGAACAGGUAAAAUAGAAUGUCAGAUCAGUAGAAAACACAGUCUGCAGCCAAAAGAGCUGCUCAAUUUCCUGUGAAAUAUGUGGAUGGCUUAUAAGCUUUCUUUCAAUUGCAGGGAAGAGUGUCUUGUCACUGAUAAUGGCGUGAACCUGCCAGAUCCCCCCACCUUCCCAUCCCUUCUAUCUGAUUUUUUUGGUCUAUGAGCCUGGCUAUUUCCCCAGGUCAAAGCAUUCCAUACUGGCAUGUUAAUAUCUGUUAUUUGCCCCUUCAUCUGUAAUCUCAAGGGGACAGAAUGAAAGACCCAUUUUCCCCACUGAUUAAGUUUUUAAAUAAAUGACACUUAUUUGCUCACAUAACCAGCAGUAUCAAACAAGGUGGUUAUGGAAUAGGUAUGAUAAUACAAACAAAUGGAAUACUUUUUUUAAAAAAGAAAAUGAGGGCAUCCUUGAGAAGAUAGACUAGUUAUAACCUAUUAGGUAAGUCAAAGAUCUGCAUGUUAAAACUAGUCCUCUGUAAAUAGACUGAGCAAAUGAGAUAGGGAAGCAACACAUACUGAGCAAGCUGAAUGGAAAAUGAGAGAUUACUCGCAUACCUCCCUGAUUCUUUCCUGCCAAAUUUGGGUCAUUGGUUCCAGUUUUUCUAGAGGUUUGGGGGCAUUGGGUCUGACAUCCACACCUAAUCUGGAAAAAAGAUUGCAGUUCAUUCCACCAGAUCAUCUGGGGAAAAUGAAUUUCUAAUACAUUCACUUCCCGAUUCCCGUCUCCUCCUCUUGUUGAGAGUGUGACUUUAAUUAUAGAAUACUUACAAGAUGCCAGUCAACAAGCCACUAACUUAAAAGUAAUC
Molecule: messenger RNA, 5440 nt
Organism: Ahaetulla prasina
Lineage: Eukaryota; Metazoa; Chordata; Lepidosauria; Squamata; Colubridae
Gene: CCDC170
Product: coiled-coil domain containing 170
Exons: 11
Coding region: 127-2286 (719 amino acids)
Source: RefSeq, a predicted model, not a curated record